Molecule: messenger RNA, 183 nt
Organism: Cyphellophora attinorum
Lineage: Eukaryota; Fungi; Ascomycota; Eurotiomycetes; Chaetothyriales; Cyphellophoraceae
Exons: 2
Coding region: 1-183 (60 amino acids)
Source: RefSeq, a predicted model, not a curated record
AUGGGCGUCCCAUUCGAGGCUUUGCUGCCCUAUGCGAUCAUUGUGGGCUUCUUUGGCGUCACUGGUGCGGGUCUGUCUACAUUGAAAUACUACAGAAACAACGAGAAGCCACCGCGGUGGAAUCUUGAUACCUGGGAAAGAAACAGCAAGUGCUCCAAGUACAGCAUUAUCUCAGUCGACUAA